GACCACUACGCUACUAAUUUUAAUCAGUGGACUCUGUUCAAUAUCAGCUUUGAUGAGAAAUUUCUCCUAUGUGUCUGACGUUGCUGAGGGUGAGUUUGUGACAUUCUCUUGCACCAUUGAGAAGACCAGUGGAGAUAUACUGUGGAGAGUUGGGCCCUACACCGUCCAGUGCUGUGGUGGCACUGUGGCCCUCCCGGGGACU
Molecule: messenger RNA, 202 nt
Organism: Geodia barretti
Lineage: Eukaryota; Metazoa; Porifera; Demospongiae; Tetractinellida; Geodiidae
Source: the annotation of a GenBank genome assembly